Messenger RNA from Olea europaea var. sylvestris, 1271 nucleotides. Its product is annotated as putative UDP-glucose flavonoid 3-O-glucosyltransferase 3. The transcript has 4 exons. The coding region runs from base 54 to 1271 and encodes 405 amino acids. Gene Ontology annotation, molecular function: UDP-glycosyltransferase activity. Lineage: Eukaryota; Viridiplantae; Streptophyta; Magnoliopsida; Lamiales; Oleaceae. The record is from RefSeq and is a predicted model, not a curated record.
UUUUCUAACUUAUUUCAUCCACACACUACCACGGGUGCUAGCUAGCUGCAAUAAUGGAACAACCUAAAGAAUUGGUGUUCAUCCCCGGUCCGGGAGUGGGCCACCUUGUCUCCGCCGUGGAAAUUGGACGCUUAAUCGUCAGCCGCCACCAAAACCUCUCUAUAACAUAUCUUCUCAUUGAUAUCCAUCCAAAUGACAAAUCCCUUGAUACUUACACGCAAUCACUGCCGUCAUCCGCCACUUCACGGCUGCGUUUCACCAAGAUCCAGCGUGCAGAAACCGAGUUAAGCCCAGAACUCGAUUCAAAACCCCUAGCCGUUUUGGCUAUUCUGCUUUUUGACAGUCAUAAGCCAUAUGUGAGAGAAGCAGUUCUUGAAAUCAUUGAAUCCGAGUCUUCCCAGGUUGUCGGAAUUAUAGUUGACAUGUUCUGUGUAAACAUGAUGGAUGUCGCCGAUGAGUUCAAGAUUCCGAGUUACGUGUUCUUUACCUCCAGCGCUGGCUUUCUUGCCCUCAUGUUACAGGCCCAGGUUAUUACCGAAGAGUUCAAGCAGGACAUAACUGAGUUUGACAUGGACAAAGAAUUGUUGAUUCCGGGUUUUCUAAAACCAGUUCCGGCUAAGGUUUUGCCCACUGUAAUGUUGGAUAAAAAUGGCGGGGUGGAUAUGGUCGUGUCUACUGCUCGGAGAAUCCGAGGUUCUAAUGGAAUCAUGGUGAAUACAUUCCUCGAACUUGAGACAAAUGCGAUCAAAUCUCUGUCGUCUGAUGAUAAGAUCCCACCUGUUUUCCCUGUCGGGCCUGUAAUCAGUCUUGAGCAGAAUUUAGGCGAUAAUGGGGGCAUUCUAAGGUGGUUGGACAACCAGCCGGCUUCCUCGGUUGUGUUUUUGUGCUUUGGGAGCUUGGGGAGUUUCAAUCGGGAACAAGUUAAGGAGAUCGCAGUAGCACUUGAGCGAACUGGCUACAGAUUCUUGUGGUCCUUACGGAAGCGGCCGAAGGAAGGUAGUGUAGAAAGUCCAUCUGAUUAUGAAAAUCUGGAGGAAGUUCUGCCCCAAGGUUUCUUGGAAAGGACUUCAGGUGUGGGAAAAGUGAUCGGGUGGGCACCCCAACUGGCCGUACUGUCCCACCCAGCUGUUGGCGGAUUCGUGUCCCACUGUGGCUGGAAUUCUACGCUGGAGAGCCUAUGGUUCGGGGUGCCGAUGGCUACAUGGCCAAUGUACAGUCUCAUGAGAAAGCAGUGUGUGGAUCCUACUGUGAUUAGAAGACCAAUUUGUUAA